Plasmodium knowlesi strain H is the source of this 1401-nucleotide messenger RNA. RefSeq names its product major facilitator superfamily domain-containing protein, putative. Gene Ontology annotation, molecular function: hexose transmembrane transporter activity. NCBI's taxonomy places the organism in Eukaryota, Apicomplexa, Aconoidasida, Haemosporida, Plasmodiidae. The transcript has a single exon. The record is from RefSeq and is a predicted model, not a curated record. The coding region runs from base 1 to 1401 and encodes 466 amino acids. Gene Ontology annotation, cellular component: membrane. Gene Ontology annotation, biological process: monosaccharide transmembrane transport.
AUGUUGUACUUGACUACGCUAAUCAGCAACGCCUGUCUGGCGAUCCUGAACUGUGGGCUGUGCCUGUCUGCGACGAACCUAGCGAGAAUGAUGCUCUUGAGGGAUUUCAAGAUAUGCCCAGAAGGAAGCAUCAAGUGCGACAAAGAGAGAUGGUACUUUGCAACCUUCUACUUCACGCUGUACAUGAGCGCCUUUUUCGGGUGUCUCUUUUCUCUCUACUUUAGAAGUUCCAACAGAAGAAAGGGUCUCAUGGGUGUACACUACCUCUACAUUAUUGGAAGCUUAUUAACCAUAUAUAGUUCUCCUCAUAUAAUAAUAUUUUUAUUUUCUCAAGCGUUUUUUGGACUAGCCAUUGGAGGAUCUGUGGUGACUGCAUCUUGUUAUAUUUUAGAGUACACACCAAAGGAUCAUCAGAAAUUCUAUGGGUUCUACAUUCAGGUAUUUUUCGCACUGGGAUUAUUGAUUAGUUAUAUUUUUGGAGCUAUGUAUGCGAAUAUGCGUUUUUCAAACCCGAAGACGACAUACUGGGUGUUGACUGUGUUAUACAAGCUGCACUUAGCACUGCCCUUAAUCAUCAGUGUGGUAUCCUUGCUUUUGUUCUCGUUCACCUUCACAAUGGACACACCUCUACAUUUGUACGAAUCGAAGAAAUUUAAAAAGUUCGAUAAAUUGAAAACCAGAAUGAAUAUAAAAGAAUUUGACGAAAAGGAAGAAUAUCACAAGAAUGAAAAAACGAAGGAAGUGAGUCUACUAGGAAAGGAUUUAACAAUGGUGAAUUUUUUUCAAAACGAAUUAUUACGCAAGACUUCCUUUGUAGGCAUGAUGCUCUGUUUUCUCUACUCUCUUAAUGGAUCCUUUUUAUUUUUCAAUGCUGUAUUCUUAUUUUUCAAGGCUUUUUCAAGUACUAUGGCUAACACCUUUGUAUCAGUUGCCUUCGUCUUCCUUUACUUUAUUAGCUCCAUCGUCUCUACAAGAUUAAUUCAGACAUAUGGCAAGAAGGAUUUGUUAAUUACUGGGUUGGUCAUACAAGCAAUUUCAGCAGCAUGUUUAGUUGGAUCCUAUUUCCUUGACUUUACAAACCUUAUUCACAAAAUUCUUUUAAUUAUUUCUAUAUCUUCGUAUUUUGUUGGAUUAUCCUUAGGGUUUGGACAUAUGAUUUGGACCCAUGUAUUUGAUUUAUUUCCCAAGGAGUGUAAAGUUGUGGGUGCUUUUUUUUCCUACUACUCUCUUUUCCUUGGUGCCUUUCUCAUUUCUGUGUUACUUGAGUUUAUAAGUACUAGGUACUACUCCUACCUUUUCAUCCUCUGCCUGAUUUCCCUGUUCGUGUCCAUCGUCUCCUUCAGCAGGUGCUACAAGGAUGAGAGGGUCACCAUCGCCAGGCACCCCUCCAUGGAGGACUAG